This is a messenger RNA of Oreochromis aureus, 1008 nucleotides long. RefSeq names its product metallo-beta-lactamase domain containing 1 (gene mblac1). Lineage: Eukaryota; Metazoa; Chordata; Actinopteri; Cichliformes; Cichlidae. Bases 43 to 711 code for a protein of 222 amino acids. The transcript has 2 exons. The record is from RefSeq and is a predicted model, not a curated record.
GAAGAAGAAGCCGUCCCACACCACUUCCUUAACAGCAGUGACAUGAUGGAGGUAGCGUCUGAUGGAUGUUGUUCUUCCUUUAAGAAAGUCCCUCUGUCAGAGACGGAGUUGGAUUUCUGUGGUCAGGCGUACUCCGUGUCCGUCCUGAAACCCGGAUAUUGUUGUCCGGAGACUGACGGAGCCUUCAGGGCCGACGGGACCAUCACUCUGAUAAUGGGACUUAAGAAUAUCCUGGUCGACACCGGGGGACCGUGGGACCGGGACUUCCUUCUUACGUCCUUAAAAAAGAGAGGUUUGGACCCAGAAAACAUCGAGUUGGUCGUGGGCACCCACGGACACUCAGACCACAUUGGAAAUCUGAGUCUUUUCCCAACUGCAAAGAUGAUUAUUGGAUAUGACAUCAGUGAUGGGGACAGAUACAGUCCCAGCGAGCUGGCAGAGGGAAAGACUCACACCGUCGAUGAGCAUGUGUCUAUAGUUCCCACUCCAGGCCACACAGGACAAGAUAUCAGCGUGCAGGUGAAGGGGACCUCAGCAGGCACCGUGCUGAUCGCAGGAGAUCUGUUUGAGUGCUGCUCAGACGAAAACAGUUGGCGGGAUCUAAGUAUGAACGCUGCAGUACACGAGGUCAGCCGCCAGGAGGCCUUACGUACUGCCGACGUGAUCGUACCAGGACACGGACUUCCAUUCAGAGUUCUCAGGAACAAGUGACUCCAACCUGGGCUUGUGAAUCGAAGGGACUUUACUGAAUAAUAGGAGCUUGACUCGGAUCAUUCAAAUCAAAGUUAAGAACUACUGUCAGGAAGACAAACCUCCAACUAUUAAAGCCUUAAAUAUCAAACUGGUGUCUAAAGAGCAUUUGUUCACAAAGCUUUAGAUUCAUUAUUUCUUUAUUACUGCUGACUGUUGGUCAACAUGUUUAUAACCAAUCCUGAACUUCCAAAGAAAUCCAAACUCUGUAGUCUGUCGAUCAUUAAUGCCUCAUGUAAUAAAGACUAUUCAAAAGGA